AUGGAGUGUAUGGAAGAGGAGAUUGCAGCAUUGCAGCAGCAGCAUAUGGAGACAGCACAUGAUCUGCUAGAUACCUGCUGUGAGCUUGCCAAUACCCAGUGGGCCCUUGCAGAUACCCAGACCAAGUUGCAGACACUUUGCGAUGUUGUUGAGGCCUUACACCAGCAUCUGUACCUGUUGCCACACUCCUCACCCAAUGCACCUGGACCCUCCCACCCCUCCCCCAUUGGCUUUGCAAUUACAAGUCAUCAAGCAGUCAUUCCCACUGAUGGUGCAAGGAUACUUGACCUUGCACCCACUACAAUGGUCCAGGAGGUUGCAAUUGAUACCAGCAUCCUCCAGAACCUCCUGGGAGAAGCCCAGCCCCCUAUCUAUGUCUCUUUGGGGGCAGUUGCUGACCAUGCCAGUGGGGAUGAUGCUGAUGAUGAGGAUGCCGCUAAUUGGAUGGAUGUAGAUUAA
Molecule: messenger RNA, 459 nt
Organism: Pisolithus orientalis
Lineage: Eukaryota; Fungi; Basidiomycota; Agaricomycetes; Boletales; Pisolithaceae
Exons: 2
Coding region: 1-459 (152 amino acids)
Source: RefSeq, a predicted model, not a curated record